Lepisosteus oculatus (spotted gar) is the source of this 741-nucleotide messenger RNA. Its product is annotated as 14 kDa phosphohistidine phosphatase. Lineage: Eukaryota; Metazoa; Chordata; Actinopteri; Semionotiformes; Lepisosteidae. The record is from RefSeq and is a predicted model, not a curated record. Gene Ontology annotation, cellular component: cytosol. Gene Ontology annotation, molecular function: protein histidine phosphatase activity. Gene Ontology annotation, biological process: peptidyl-histidine dephosphorylation.
CCAGAAUAACAAAAAGAAUUGCCAACAGAGAAGCGGUAGUGAGCUGUUUUAUCAGAACCGGAGAAGGCCAUGGCUGAUUUGUUGAGUAAAGUCUCUGAUGUUGAAAUAGACACCGACGGAGUAUUUAAAUACAUUCUAGUGAGGGUGAAAACGAAAGAUGGGUCUCAGCACAAAGAUAUAGUGAGAGGCACGGCGAGUGCCGAGUUCCACAAUCACAUAUUUGAGAAGGUAAAUCCUGAGAUGGAAAAUUUAGGAAUGGAAUGCAGCUGUCUGGGAGGAGGGAAGGUCGAACACAACAGUAAAGAGAAGAAAAUCAGGGUGUUCGGUCUUUCCACCGGUUAUGGAAAAGCUGAUCACUCCUUGACGGUUGAGAAAUUGAAGGCUGUCUUCAAAGACUAUGAAAUAACCUGGUCUGAUGAUAAGAAAUAGAUUGAAAAAAAUAUACAUAAUAAAAUAUUAAGGAUUGCACUAAACAUAUAUCCCACUGUUUAUAUAACAGACAUUAUUUUCCCAUGUGUAAAUAAACUUGAGUGUCAGUGUUAGAUGAAUUAUGAUGUGCGGUAUUAUAUCUUUAAAGCUAAUAAAAAUGAUUCAUACUACAUGGGAAAUUUUACCCCAAAAGUACAAUGUACCCUUUUCCCUCAUUACUAAGUUAAAGUCCUGUUAAUCUGUAUUGGAUUCAAGAAGACAAUCAAGUGUUCGGAUAUGAUUUAAGACUGAAAAAUAAAUCAGUUCAAACAG